UUGUGGUGGCAUGUAAAUACAGUUGCAUCAUUUUAACUUAUCGAUACCUUAGGCCGGUUGCAUUUUGUUUUUGUGUUAUAAGUGCAAGUCCAUGUAGUUUUAAUAGCAAGUGCGUAAUAAAUAUAAAAAAUAUGGAUGCAGACAGCAGUUCACGUUCUACAAAAGAUUCUCAUGGAAGGCGGCAACAACGCCCACGCAAAGAGGACAAAGUGCCCUACUUUGCAAAUGAGGUACGGGAGCGUGAUAGAGUGAGAAAUCUACGCACCAGAGCAAAGCGGUCUCGUUCAGCAACGCCAAAAAGAGAGGAACAAUCACGCUACAAACGACGACAGCGUGACAGAUCAAGGACACGGUCGCCACGCAGACGCUCACCUAGUUAUGAACGUAGCCGUCAUCGCAGUCCCAGCAGAAGCUACAACAGAACCACACAAUCGUCUUAUCGCAGGCGCAGUCGAAGUCGCAGUCGAAGUCAUGGACGCUCGCGUACUCCUAGAAUAAUUACUGUACCAGUGCCAGUGCCUGCAACUGAUUAUCCUUUUGCCUAUGGCUGGCCUGCUCCACGACAGCCAUUUAAUCCGAUGUAUGCGCCAAUGCCCUAUGGCAUGAAUCCGCGGCAAAUGACUCCUUACUUUGCACCUUAUCCACGGCCUCCGCCUUUCAGAUACAGAUCGGGUCCCUUUCAACCGCAUCCACGCUUCAGCUAUAGAAAUGAUCGUAGACCGACGCAUUAAACUUGAGCGCAUCACAUCAAUAGCGUUAACGUAUCAUUAAGAACUAAAAUCCAUUAAAGAGACAAUCCAAGAAAAUUAAGGAUUCAACUUACUCAUCUAAUUUGUCUGCAACUCUCGAGUUUAUACAUAAUUACAAAUUUAUUUACUCAACUGCUAUAUACAUUCGUGUGUUUGUACAUGAAAAUAAUAAAUAUAAAUGAGACUAA
Messenger RNA from Drosophila busckii, 937 nucleotides. Its product is annotated as female-specific protein transformer. Lineage: Eukaryota; Metazoa; Arthropoda; Insecta; Diptera; Drosophilidae. Bases 132 to 731 code for a protein of 199 amino acids. Gene Ontology annotation, biological process: mRNA processing; female sex differentiation. The transcript has 3 exons. The record is from RefSeq and is a predicted model, not a curated record.